Mytilinidion resinicola is the source of this 606-nucleotide messenger RNA. RefSeq lists its product as uncharacterized. The record is from RefSeq and is a predicted model, not a curated record. The coding region runs from base 1 to 606 and encodes 201 amino acids. The transcript has a single exon. NCBI's taxonomy places the organism in Eukaryota, Fungi, Ascomycota, Dothideomycetes, Mytilinidiales, Mytilinidiaceae.
AUGUACGGUCUUGCUAAUUUCGUCACUGUAUCGCGAACAGCUUGGCCGACGAAAAUCCUCCCUCUACCUCUUACACAAGUCAACGGCCUUGGUCCUGGUCCACGGGAACCCUAUGCCAUGGACGACAAGCCUAACGUGUCCUUCUUUGAAAACCUCCCUGAUGAGGACAAUUGCCCAAUGGGUCCUCCACGUUCCGUUAGUAAGCACAUGUCGCAGACGGCUGCGGCCAGAGGAAGAGCAUCACUAGCUGGUAUCAUUGGAUCCAGGCGGGAAUCCAUGCGGAGCCCUGCAAUUGAUUCACUCCCUUCUCCCGUGCAGACAGGACCGUCGAUGCACGCGUCGGAGUCGGAACUAGAGUCCGCGUCAGACCCAGAGCUAGAGCUAGCGUCGGGAGGAGCAGCCCUCAACAGUGGCUUACCGGCGACCACCGGCCUCCCAAUAAUCACCAGACCAAGGCCUAAUAUCGUAGUAGGAUUAACUCGAGGCGACGAGUUUUGUCCUGCGGUUCUCAAUUUCAUAAACACCCUAUCCGUGGACUACGAAGUCACCGUUGACCCCCAGAAAAGCAUAGGGCCACUACUCAGGGUUUCCGGCCUACGUGCCUAG